UGUCGCGGGUAGCCGCAGCCUGGUUUCAGCGCUCCGACUUUGGGCCGAUCCUUCAGAGGGCCAAACGCGCCGCCAUGGAUCUCACAGCCAUCUACGAGAGCCUCAUGUCGCUGCACCCUGACCCCCCAUCCGACCACGGAGGGACGGAGCCUUCGGGACUCUGGGGCCCGGCUGGGGUCACCUCUCGCCUGCCGGGCCGCUCCACCAGCCUGGUAGAGGGCCGCAGCUGCGGCUGGGUGCCGCCACCCCCCGGCUUCGCACCCCUGGCUCCCCGCCCGGGCCCGGAGCUGGCGCCCUCGCCCACCUCGCCCACCGCGACCUCCACCACCUCCUCCCGCUACAAGACUGAGCUGUGUCGGACCUUCUCGGAGAGUGGGCGCUGCCGCUACGGCGCCAAGUGCCAGUUUGCCCAUGGCCUGGGCGAGCUGCGCCAAGCCAAUCGCCACCCCAAGUACAAGACUGAACUCUGCCACAAGUUCUACCUCCAGGGCCGCUGUCCCUACGGCUCCCGCUGCCACUUCAUCCACAACCCCAGUGAGGACCUGGCCGCCCCCGGCCACCCCCACGUGCUGCGCCAGAGCGUGAGCUUCUCCGGCCUGCCCUCCGGCCGCAGGACAUCGCCGCCGCCGCCGGGCCUCGCAGGCCCCUCCCUGUCCUGCUCCUUCUCGCCACCCAGCUCCCCGCCCCCACCGGGGGACGUUCCGCUUUCACCCUCGGCCUUCUCUGCUGCCCCCGGGACCCCCGUGGCUCGAAGGGACCCCACGCCCGCCUGCUGCCCCUCCUGCCGCCGGGCCAACCCUGUCAGCAUCUGGGGGCCCCUGGGUGGCCUGGCCCGGAGCCCCUCGGCGCACUCCCUGGGCUCAGACCCGGAUGAGUACGCCAGCAGCGGCAGCAGCCUGGGGGGAUCCGACUCCCCUGUCUUCGAGACCGGAGCUUUCGGGCCACCCCAGCCGCCUGCAGCCCCCAGGCGCCUCCCCAUCUUCAACCGUAUCUCCGUGUCUGAGUGACGGAGAUCCGUUGGAUAGAGGGGCGCCGCGGUGUGCCGUGGGUUCCGCUGGGCCCAGGGCCUGUGGGGAAGGGAUCCUAAUUCAUUCAAGUGGGUCCCUCCCUCCCCCGCAUUCCAAAAUGCAUUAAUUUCCCCCCUGACCCCACGCUGGGGCAGGUCCCCGGUGUGUAAGCUCAGUGUUCACGGUGUUGGGGGACAGAGUGCUUUCUGGGGUUCUUUGAAGAUGUAGCAUACUGGAGGGAGACAGUGAGCCCCGGCCCCCCGACCUGCACCCCAUCUGAAUCUCCUGGAAUCUCAUGUGCUGUGAAUAGUAGCCCCCUGCGCGCCCCCUCCCACUUCUUCCCGAGGUCCCAGCGUCUGGUGGUGAGUGGAGCCUCCCGAGGGAGACUCCUGGUGCUCAAAUUUCCCUCCACAAGCAAGCAAAGCCGUUGCCAAACCCCUCCCCCAACCGACGGGCCCUUUAUUUAUGACGACUUUAUUUAUUCUAAUAAGGUUUUAUAGUAUUUAUAUAUAUUGAGUCGUCUGCUUCCUUUGUAUUUUUUCCUCCUCUUUUUUGUAAUAUUGGAAACUAUGGUAUAAUUAUUAAGUAUGCUAUAAUAAUAUAUUAAGUAAUAUAUAUUGUUACCUUAAAAGUCUAUUUUUGUGUUUCGGAAUUUUUAAAUAAAAGGAACCGGCGUGUAA
Messenger RNA from Lepus europaeus (European hare), 1687 nucleotides. RefSeq names its product ZFP36 ring finger protein (gene ZFP36). Gene Ontology annotation, molecular function: mRNA binding; metal ion binding. The transcript has 2 exons. The record is from RefSeq and is a predicted model, not a curated record. Lineage: Eukaryota; Metazoa; Chordata; Mammalia; Lagomorpha; Leporidae. Bases 75 to 1007 code for a protein of 310 amino acids.